ACCUAAUCGUUUGAACGACACAAUGGCGCCUCCGAAACCAGUUGCGGUUCCCUCGUGGAUGACAGAGAACUUUUUUGUGGAACCGAUCGCGGCCAGAUUCGGCUUACUGGCUGAUGAGUUCAACAUCGAGGCUCUAGACGUUAAACUGGCCACCGAGGCCGGAGACAAUUUCGUAUCGAUUAUGUAUCGUGUCGGGGUUUCAGUGCAAGUCGCCAGCGACACUCCCGGAGAGCGACGUGCUGUGUCGUUGAUCGUGAAAGCUUUGCCAAAUAUGGGAUUGUCGGAAGAGAUGAUCACCGCGAUGAACGUGUUCCCGAAGGAGAUCGCUGUGUACACAGAUAUUUUGCCUGCCUUCGAACGACUCUACCGGGACGCGGGUGUCGUGGUGGCAUUUGGUCCAAGGUGUGUAAAGCACUGUGCCCAGCCGACGGACAUUAUUGUCAUGGAAGAUCUGAAGGAUCACGAUUUCCGCAUGGCGAACCGGCGCAAUGGUCUUGACAUGGACCACUGCCAGACGCUGUUACGGCGCUUGGCUCAGUUUCACGCGGCAUCUGCAGUGUAUUACGAACGGAACGGUCCCUACGAUAAGAAGUUUGCGGAAGGCGUGUACAGCGAAAAGAACCGCAACAUGUUCGAACAGUUUCAAAGACAGCACGAUGCCUUCAUGCAGAAAAUAAUGCGCGAGUGGCCCAACAAUGGCAACUUCUACGCGGACCUCAUGAAACACUGGGGAAUGGACAUGUUUGAUGCACUUCUGCGCAUCAUAAAACCGGAUCCCGAU
Anopheles cruzii is the source of this 781-nucleotide messenger RNA. RefSeq lists its product as uncharacterized. The transcript has 2 exons. NCBI's taxonomy places the organism in Eukaryota, Metazoa, Arthropoda, Insecta, Diptera, Culicidae. The record is from RefSeq and is a predicted model, not a curated record. The annotation marks the transcript as partial.